Lachancea lanzarotensis is the source of this 1053-nucleotide messenger RNA. It is a transcript of the gene PPG1, whose product is annotated as LALA0S02e06986g1_1. The record is from RefSeq and is a predicted model, not a curated record. Gene Ontology annotation, molecular function: protein serine/threonine phosphatase activity. NCBI's taxonomy places the organism in Eukaryota, Fungi, Ascomycota, Saccharomycetes, Saccharomycetales, Saccharomycetaceae. The coding region runs from base 1 to 1053 and encodes 350 amino acids. Gene Ontology annotation, biological process: peptidyl-serine dephosphorylation. The transcript has a single exon. Gene Ontology annotation, cellular component: FAR/SIP/STRIPAK complex.
AUGGAACUGGACAAGUGCUUGGAACUACUAUACGGUGGCCAGCUUUUGCCCGAAUCAACUCUGAGAGCAUUGUGUUUCAAAUUGAAAGAAAAAUUGGUCAAAGAAUCUAAUGUGGUGCAUAUAUCUACUCCAGUGACAGUUGUGGGAGAUCUUCACGGCCAAUUUCAUGAUUUACUAGAAAUUUUUAAAAUUGGGGGAGCAGUACCAGACACAAAUUAUCUUUUUCUGGGUGACUAUGUUGAUCGUGGUCUAUAUAGCGUAGAAACAAUAUCAUUGCUUAUUGUGUUAAAACUGCGAUAUCCCAACCGGGUGCAUCUUUUGCGGGGAAAUCAUGAAUCCCGGCAAAUAACACAGAGCUACGGUUUUUAUUCGGAGUGUUUGAACAAAUACAACGGUGGAAGUGGUGUUUGGCAAUGUUUCACGGAUCUGUUCGACUAUCUGGUCCUUUGCUGCAUUAUCGACGACGAACUGUUUUGUGUACAUGGAGGACUAUCGCCGAAUGUCCAGACAAUAGAUCAAAUUCGGAUCAUUGACCGAUUUCGCGAAAUACCGCACGAUGGCGCAAUGGCCGAUCUGGUGUGGUCUGAUCCAGAAGACUCUACGGAAUCAGCGGCCACCGGUGGGCGCCUUACUGCAUCUACGACUCAAUUCCAGGUUUCCCCUCGAGGAGCUGGCUACACGUUUGGGCGUAGCGUGGUGGAAAAGUUUUUACAACUCAACGGAGUGUCGCGAAUUUAUCGGGCGCAUCAGCUAUGCAACGAAGGUUACCAAGUAUAUUUUGGUGGGCUUGUCACAACAGUGUGGUCUGCACCCAACUAUUGCUACCGCUGUGGCAAUAAGGCAUCAAUUUUAGAGCUAUAUGAUAAAGAUCAUAGUUUUUUCAACGUGUUUGAAGAAGCACCGGAAAACAAGCUGUUAAAUAAUUCGGCUGCUAUUAGAAACGGUGGGAUGCUCAGUGAAUAUUUUGACGAAAGCUUAGAAGCUCCAGACAUGUUUUCGGACGAGUAUCAGGUACGGUCCGCCUCUAAACGACACGUGGAAUACUUCCUGUAA